AUGGGCAAGCCAAAACGCCACGUUCACGCCGCCGACCAGGAGUCGCUGACCCCUCCCGACCAACUUACCGAUUCGCAAUCCAUUGCGCGCGUCGUCAAGGCCGAGGGCAACAGCAACUAUAUCUGCGAGCUGCCCAACAAGAAGACCAUUUUAGUCGAGCUCGAGUCUCGUUUUCGCAACACCAUCUGGAUUAAGCGCGGCGGUUAUGUCUUGGUCGACUUGGGUUCCAUGGAGGAGCGCAGCAAGACUGGUAGCAAGGUUGUAGGAGAGAUCAUCAAUAUCGUAAGGGACGAGAAGGCUUGGAGGAAGGAGGCUUAUUGGCCCAAGCAGUUCGUCAGACAAACUUACGACGAGUCCGAAGACGAGGAAUCGACUGUUGGAAAACUGCCGCCUAGCGACUCGGAAGACGAAGAGUAUGGACCUUGA
Neurospora tetrasperma FGSC 2508 is the source of this 426-nucleotide messenger RNA. RefSeq lists its product as uncharacterized. Lineage: Eukaryota; Fungi; Ascomycota; Sordariomycetes; Sordariales; Sordariaceae. The coding region runs from base 1 to 426 and encodes 141 amino acids. Gene Ontology annotation, biological process: translational initiation. The transcript is spliced from 2 exons. Gene Ontology annotation, molecular function: RNA binding; translation initiation factor activity. Gene Ontology annotation, cellular component: nucleus. The record is from RefSeq and is a predicted model, not a curated record.